GCUCUCUGUUUAGAAAACAACACAGACCACAAUGUACAAGCUGGUGGUGUUGUCCUGCGUACUGGCCCUGGCGGCCGCCAAACCCAGUGGUCUCGGCCCGCUCGGUCUCGGAUUCGGCCAUCUUGGCUUAGGCUUAGGAGCUCCUUGGGGAUUGGGCGCUCACUUGGCUGGCCCCGUGGUAGCACCCGUUGCUGCGCCUGUGUUGGCUGCACCUGUUGCUCACGCUCCCGCCGUCGGUGUCGCCGGUCCUGCAGUGGUUGCCGCGCCUCUUGGUGGUGCUGCCCACAACUACAGAGGACCCGUAUCGCUAGCACCUGGACAGCCCGCCAGCAUAUUGGCUCAAGAUGGCAGGCCUCUUGACACUCUGAGUGUGAACGCUGACCGCGCCGUGCACUACACCGCCAGGGCAGUCGACCACGCUACUGCAGCGCAUGGUCAUCUAUUAGGCAAGCGCUCAGCUCCUCUGCUCGGUGCGGCGUGGUCGCACGCGGCCCGCAUCGACGUGCCUGCCCUAGCACCUGCGCACCUUGCCAUUCCCGCAGCUGCACACCUCGGCUGGCGCGCACCAGUUGCUCCUCUGGCCCUGGGUCAUUUGGGUCAUGCCGGAGCCUGGGGACAUCAUUGCGUUAAAUAUGAAGAUGAGUCAAGCACAUAUAUAAAGCGUCAGUCACGCCACAAGUGCAUCAGUGCAUCUGAGCUCAGAUACAACACAGACCUCUCCACAUACAACAUGCUGAAGCUGGUGGUGUUGUCCUGCUUGGUGGCGGUCGCAGCAGCCGGCGCGCUCUUACCGUACGCACCCCUCGCCUACUCGGCGCCCCUCGCCUACUCGGCACCCUUCGCCUACGGGGCGCCAGUGCUGGCCCCCUAUGCUCCUAACUACCGCGGCCCUCUGUCUCUGGCGCCUGGCCAGCCCGCCAACAUCCUCGCGGCUGAUGGCAGGCCGCUCGACACCCUGGACGUGAACCUGGAUCGCUCCGCACACUACACUGCCAAGGCCCUGGACAACGCUGGCUUCCACAUCUUGAAGAAGCGUUCCGCUCCCCUGAUCGCGCCCAUCAGCCGCUUGGCGGUCGCUGCUCCCUUGGUCCACAGUUACGCCGCUCCUUUGGCUUACUCUGCGCCCGUCAUCAGCUCUCGCCUGGCCGUGGCUCCCAUCAGCUACGCCGCCGCCCCCAUUGCUCACUACUGGAAAUGAAGAACUUAGGCCACUGAUCAAUAUUAACAAUAUAAAUAAACCGACUAUAAGUUA
Messenger RNA from Spodoptera litura, 1252 nucleotides. RefSeq lists its product as uncharacterized. Lineage: Eukaryota; Metazoa; Arthropoda; Insecta; Lepidoptera; Noctuidae. The record is from RefSeq and is a predicted model, not a curated record.